AUGGAUCAGGAUCAGUGUCUGGAUGACAUCUUCACAGAGCUGUUCAUCACACCUGGAGGGGAGGUGCCCAUCAACGACCAGCACGAGGUCAUGCAGAUUGGAGUAAAAGGGAAGUUAGCAGGCACAGAAACACCAAUUGAACCAAGUAACAUCUUCAAAAGCCCUACUGGAAACCUCAAACCCAUAAGAACAGUCCUUACGACUGGAGUAGCAGGAAUUGGCAAAACAUUCCUGGUGCAAAAGUUUGUGUUGGACUGGGCCAAGGGAAGAACAAACCAAGAUGUUCACCUUAUAUUUCACUUCACUUUCCGCGAACUGAAUUUACUGAAGGGAGAAAAGGUUCGCUUGGCUGAGCUAAUCCACAAAUGCAUCUGGGAAACCAAAGACAUCAACAAGACUGACCUUACUGAGAUAUUCACGAAAUUACAGGGAUCGGGAAACCGUGAUUUUAACAAGAGUGAAUUCAAGCUUCUCUUUGUGUUUGAUGGACUGGACGAAAGCCGCCUUCAGCUGGAAUUUACUGCCAGUGAACAGAUGCCGGCUGAAUUUAAUGUGGCAAAGUCAACCUCAGUGGAUGCGCUUCUGUCAGCGCUCAUCGAGGGGAGACUGCUUCCCUCGGCUCGCGUCUGGGUAACCACACGGCCUGCAGCAGCCAAUCAGAUCCCUCAACGCUUCGUCCAAUGCAAGACAGCGGUCGGAGGAUUCACUGAUCCACAGAAGGAGGAGUAUUUCAAGAAGAAGUUUCCAGAUGAAAAGCAAUCGACCAAAAUCAUCUCCCACAUCAAGGCAUCACGGAGCCUGUUCAUCAUGUGCCAUAUCCCCGUCUUCUGCUGGAUCACUGCUACAGUUUUGAAGGACGUUUUGAAGAAGAGAGGACAGGCAGAGCUGCCCAAAACCCUGACCGAGAUGUACACAGAAUUCGUGGUGUUUCAGAUCACCCUGACAGCCAAGAAAUAUGGCACAAAAAAGAGCAUUCAUUACAUCCAGUCAUUGGCAAAGCUAGCUUUUCACCAGCUGGAGAAAGGCCACCUGCUCUUCUACCAGAGAGACCUGAAAGGCAGUGGCAUCGAUAUCCGUAGAGCUGCGGAGUACUCUGGAGUUUUCACCCAGGUCUUUAAAGAGGAGCAUAGGUGGAAGAAAGACGACAAGGGCAAGAUGUUCAGCUUUGUCCACCUAAGCCUUCAGGAGUAUCUGGCUGCUCUUCAUGUGGUCAUGUCACUCAUUAACAACAACAUGAAUGUACUCUCUAAGCUAACACUGGAAAAACUUUGCAUGCCUUGCAAGAAAAAAUGCAUAACAGAAGUCCACAAGAUUGCCAUUGACAAAGCCUUAAAGAGUUCAAACGGGCACCUGGACUUGUUCCUGCGCUUCCUCCUGGGCCUCUCCCUGCAGACCAAUCAGGAUCUCCUUAAGGACCUGUUGACGAUCCCAAAAGACUUUUCCGAGGAUAACCAUCAAACAAUCAAGUCCAUCAAGGAAAGGAUUAGGGAGAAUGAAUCGUCAGAGAGGAGCACCAAUCUGUUUUACUGUCUGAAUGAGCUGAGAGACGAUUCUCUAGAGGACGAGAUCCAACAGUACCUGAGUUCAGGAAGGCUUUCAACAAGAAAUCUGUCCCCUGCUCUCUGGGCAGCUCUGGUCUUCAUCCUACUGUCAUCGGAAGAAGCCCUGGAGGUGUUUGACCUGAAGAAAUACUCUGCUUCUGAGGAGGGUCUCCUGAGGCUGCUGCCAGUGGUCAAGGCCUCCACCAAAUCACUGUAUGUGCACUAG
Messenger RNA from Notothenia coriiceps (black rockcod), 1767 nucleotides. RefSeq names its product protein NLRC3-like. NCBI's taxonomy places the organism in Eukaryota, Metazoa, Chordata, Actinopteri, Perciformes, Nototheniidae. The record is from RefSeq and is a predicted model, not a curated record. The transcript has a single exon. The coding region runs from base 1 to 1767 and encodes 588 amino acids.